Perognathus longimembris pacificus (Pacific pocket mouse) is the source of this 7817-nucleotide messenger RNA. RefSeq names its product lysine demethylase 6B (gene Kdm6b). The transcript is spliced from 25 exons. Gene Ontology annotation, biological process: heart development; regulation of gene expression. Gene Ontology annotation, molecular function: chromatin DNA binding; RNA polymerase II cis-regulatory region sequence-specific DNA binding; histone H3K27me2/H3K27me3 demethylase activity. The record is from RefSeq and is a predicted model, not a curated record. Gene Ontology annotation, cellular component: MLL3/4 complex. The coding region runs from base 2750 to 7666 and encodes 1638 amino acids. Lineage: Eukaryota; Metazoa; Chordata; Mammalia; Rodentia; Heteromyidae.
CGGGUUGGGGCCCUCAAGGGCGCUGAACCUUUCCUGCGUUGCCACGAGAUGGCGAGGAUGAGACGCGUGCAUGCUCGGAGCCGAGGGGCGCGCGGGUGGGGAACGUGGCGGUGACCACAGUUAAAGCCCCCGCCCCGGCCUGGCGGAAAGGUGGCCUGGUGCCCCCAUUUGGCUUCCUGUCAUCCUGACCCACUCACAGGAACUUGGGGGCUGGAGGGCGAAAGGCACCGCGUGGGGAGGCGACGAGGGUCCCGCCUGGGGGGCGGGAGUACGCGGGUGAGUUACUAAGCAACGCGGAUCGGCUUCCUGUCAGCUGCGGCUUGCGGUUGGGUCUUGGGGGGCGGGGAGGAGAAGCUGGGGACUGCGGGGAAAGUUGAGAACAGAAAGCCUAGUUCCCGGACACAAGAACCUUUAGAGGAAGGCAGGGAGGGAGCGACCUGAGGCUCCGCGGAAAUGGACUCCGAGGUGGUCUGUGGGGGAGGCGGAACCCGGGGCGGCGCUCCACACAGCCCGUCGCACCUCCCGCGGGUUGCUUGCCCUGUUGCCAGAGUAACAGCCAGGCCGCACUCGGUAGUUAGAUUCUCGAACUCCAUCUGCCCAAUCGGCGGCAACGGACGUUACUGACGUCAGAGCCAUGGCAACCAAUAGGAAGAGGGCAUUUUAGGGUGACGGGAAGAGGGGGGCGGGAGGCGGAGGGAGGGAGGCGGUGGCUGCCAGGAUCCGCACGUGCACUCCCACACGCUCGCUUGCGCCCCUCCCACCUCCGCACGCGCCCCUUGCGCCUGCGCUGCGAGUCGGGCGCGUUCAGUCCCCGACGCAGCGAUCUGUGAACUAGCGUGGCUCACGGCCGCGUCCCACAUCCCCAGAGGGCCCAAGCCUAAGGAUCUGUCUCCACUCUUUAUAUAGCCAGCAGUCGAUUGGGGCUGGGCCUCAAGUGGGAGGGCCAGCUACCUGUUCCCGCCGCCCUCUCCACAGGCGCCCUCUCCACUCGCUCCCAGGUGAGCUGGGCGGAGCUGCGGCUUCCGGUCCCGCGAGCUCAGCGAAUGCCCUCCCGGCUCCAGGUUUAGGUUGCUUCCCCUAGACAAAGGGAGGGCUACCGGCGCCCUUCCCGAGCCCGCACCCGCCGGGGCCCAGCCUCAGAGGGUGGCGGGGGGGGGGGGGGAAAGCCCUGGGUGACCCAGGUGCCUCCCCCCAGUGCGGUCACACCCAUUCGCCCGAACCCCUGCUUCGACGUGUACCGAGACCCUCCCGUCCCCAAAGUUCCCUCCUCCGUCGCUCUGGCGCUCCUCGCACCCCCUGGCUUCUUUUGGGCUAUCUGUCCCCGUCUCCACUCGUCCUUCUCUUUCUCCGAGUUAUAUAACUCUUCCUUCACGGCGUGUCCUGAUUUCAACUCCACAGACUCCGCCCUGUAACAGCGCGGGAGGGGCGGGAGAGUUGGGGACCCAGACAGAUUCCGGCUGGCGGCCAGCGGGGACACGGGGGGACCCCGCCGAUAGACGGAUCCCCGCGGGGCCCGAGGCCCUGUCCCCCACGCCCUGUCAGAGAUCUCGCCCAGGAAAGAGAAGGCCAAGUAUCACUGAAGGGCGUGUCGGGAAUCCCGACCGAAAAGUGGGUUGGGAGGUCAGGGCUGGAGGCAGGAAGUGGCCGACCAGAAGCUUGAGUCCUACUGGGGCUAAAAGAGAAAAAGGCCGGACGCCCGGGUUUCCUUUUAGGUCUUCUUUUCGAGUUCCCAGAAUCCCCAAGGCGACGCCUCGGAAGCUCAGCCCGCGGCCCCGUGGCCCCCGCGGGAGUCAAAGGUCCGUGUUAAGGGUGGCCGGGGAUGAUGUCACCAGUGCACGUGCCCCGGGAUGGUUGCCAGGCAAUGAGGCCUACCCCCUUCCAUUCCCUCCCACCCCUGCCCCGAGUCCCGGUCCAGUCCCGCGCCGGCUCUUUCCUGUCGCCCUUCCCUGGGUCUCAGCGUCCUGCAGGUGGGAAACCCCGGACUGGAGUUCGUGAGGGGGAGGGGCGCCGUGCCGUGUGGCUGAAAGACUUUGCCCCUUGGCUGGGCUGGGAGAACCCUGGGUCACUUUCCCCUAGAUUGGCACCGAAGAGCUUCCCCUCCAACCUCCUCCUCCCUGGGCUUCCAGAAAUCUUUUUACUUUCUCACCUGCUGCCUAGCCUAGUGUCAUAUUGCCCCUUCUCCAUCUUGAGUUGAAGUGGGAGUGGUUGCCACCAGACAGCUGCCCCCGAAAAGAGUUGUGUGUGUGAGAGUGGAUACACAGCAGCUCAUGUCCGUUUAGCCAGUGACUUACUCCCCUCCCCAAACUGAAGACAAGGGUCAAGAAACUGUAUUAAGCUGAAAAGUCAAGGUUUUCAUUCUGUAUAGGUUCCCCCCAGACAUCAUGGCAGCCCUAUAGCACUACACACCUCACAGUGGUCUGCUGCACCCCACUGUUGGGGCACUGGUUCUGAUGAGACUGGGCACACCAAACUCCAUUUGGCUGUUACUGAGGCGGAGACACGGGUGAUGAUUGGCUUUCUGGGGAGAGAGGAAGUCCUGUGAUUGGCCAGAUCUCUGGAGCUCGCUGACGCAGUGAGGGGACGCUCCCACGGAGGCCAGAAUUGGCUGUGAAAGGCUAAGGGCGGCCAUCUGGGGACAGUGGGCAUAUACUUGUUAGAGCAGCUGGAGCGGGACCAUCAUCCCAGAGAGCUGGGGCAGGGGGCUGUGCCCGAUCUCCAGGGCUCCUGGGGCCACUGCUGACCUGGCUGAAUGCAUCGGGCAGUAGACCCUCCAGGGGCCCGCGCUGCACGGGAAGCCUUUGCCCUUGGGGGCUUGAGCUGUGCUGGGGCUUGGAGCUCCUGCCCACCCCAUCCUCCUCGUAGCGCAUGGCUGCCUGGAAGCAGAUGUUCAGCCAGCAUUGGGCAACACCCGCUCCCUGCCCCUUUACCCCCUUCACAUGGCAGUAGCUCUGGGCACCCUAACAAACCAUAUUAUGUUCCAGGGGUGCCCACCCCAAGACCCCUCCAUGGGAAGCUGGAAUCUCUACAUGGCUGUGUGCAGGCACUGCUCCGGGAGCCGGCCCAGCCAGGGCUGUGGGAACAGCUUGGGCAGCUGUAUGAGUCAGAGCAUGACAGCGAGGAGGCCAUACGCUGCUAUCACAGUGCUCUUCGAUAUGGAGGAAGCUUUGCUGAACUUGGGCCCCGCAUUGGCAGACUGCAGCAGGCCCAGCUCUGGAACUUUCAUGCUGGCUCCUGCCAGCACCGAGCCAAGGUUCUGCCCCCGCUGGAGCAGGUGUGGAACUUGCUACACCUUGAGCACAAGAGAAACUAUGGGGCUAAGCGAGGGGGUCCCCCAGUGAAGCGAGCUGCUGAACCCCCAGUGGUACAACCUAUGCCCCCUGCAGCACUCUCAGGCCCCUCAGGGGAGGAGGGCCUCAGUCCUGGAGGCAAGCGCAGGAGAGGCUGCAGCUCUGAACAGACUGGCCUUCCCCCAGGGCUGCCACUCCCUCCACCACCAUUACCACCACCACCACCACCACCCCUGCCUGGCUUGGCUACCAGCCCCCAAUUUCAGUUGACCAAGCCAGGACUGUGGAAUAGUCUGCAUGGAGAUGCCUGGGGCCCUGAGCGCAAGGGUUCAGCACCCCCAGAGCGCCAGGAACAGCGGCACCCGCUGCCUCACCCGUAUCCAUACCCCGCUCCAGCUUACACCGCGCACACCCCUAGCCACCGGCUGGUCCCAGCCGCUCCGCCAGGCCUGGGCCCCCGCCCCCCAGGAGCAGAGAGCCAUGGCUGCCUGCCUACCACCCGUCCCCCCGGAAGUGACCUUAGAGAGAGCAGAGUUCAGAGGUCGCGGAUGGACCCCAGUGUUUCACCAGCAGCAACGACCACCUGCGUGCCUUAUGCCCCUUCCCGGCCCCCCGGCCUCCCCGGCGGUACCACCACCAGCAGCAGCAGUAGCAGCAGCAGCAGCAGCAGCAGCAGCACCGGUCUCCGGGGCAUGGAGCCGAGCCCAGGCAUUCCUGGCGCUGACCAUUACCAAACUCCUGCACUGGAGGUCUCUCCUCACCAGGGCCGCCUGGGGCCCUUGGCACCUAGCAGUCGGAAACCAUUCUUGGGGGCUCCUGCUGCCACUCCCCACCUGCCCCUGCCACCUGGGCCCCCGUCAUCCCCUCCACCCCCCUGCCCUCGCCUCUUACGCCCACCCCCACCCCCUUCCUGGAUGAAGGGCGCGUCCUGCCGGGCAGCGCGAGAAGAUGGAGAGAUCUUAGAGGAGCUCUUCUUUGGGGCUGAAGGACCCUCGCGUCCUCCUCCUCCUCCUCCUCCCCCUCCUCCUCCUCCCCCCCCACCCCUUCCCCACCGUGAGGGCUUCUUGGGGCCUCCGGCUCCCCGCUUUUCUGUGGGCACUCAGGAUUCGCACACCCCUCCCACUCCCCCAGCCACCAGCAGUAGCAGCAGCAGCAAUGGCAGCCACAGCAGUAGUCCCACUGGGCCUGUGCCCUUCCCCCCACCUCCCUAUCUAGCCAGAAGUAUGGACCCCCUUCCGCCGCCACCGAGCCCCACACUGAGCCCCCAAGACCCACCUCUCCCACCUCUGACCCUUGCCCUUCCCCCAGCACCUCCCUCCUCUUGCCACCAAAAUACCUCAGGAAGUUUCAGGCACUCGGAGAGCCCCCAGCCCAGGGUCUCCUUCCCAAAGACCCCCGAGGUGGGGCCGGGGCCACCCCCAGGCUCCCUGAGUAAAGCCCCCCAGCCUGUGCCGCCUGGGGUUGGGGAGCUGCCUGCCCGAGGCUCUCGACUCUUUGAUUUUCCCCCAACCCCACUGGAGGACCAGUUUGAGGAGCCAGCUGAAUUUAAGAUCCUUCCCGAUGGGCUGGCAAACAUCAUGAAGAUGCUGGACGAGUCUAUUCGCAAGGAGGAAGAACAGCAGCAGCAGGAGGCAGGAGUGGCCCCCCCGCCCCCGCCGCCGCUGAAGGAGCCCUUCGCUUCUCUGCAGUCCCCAUUCCCCAGCGACACCCCAACCACCGCCGCAGCCACCACCCAGGAAGAGGAGAAGAAGCCACCACCAGCCCUGCCGCCGCCACCGCCUCUAGCCAAGUUCCCCCCAGCGCUGCAGCCGCCGCCGCCCCCGCCCCCCGCCAGCUCGGCCAGCCUGCUCAAGUCCUUGGCCUCCGUGCUGGAGGGACAAAAGUACUGUUACCGGGGGUCUGGAGCCGCCGUCCCCGCCCGGCCUGGGUCCGGGCCCGCGCCCACCACUCAGUAUUCCCCCGGCCCCCCAUCAGGUGCUACCACCCCGCCACUCACUUCAGCCGCCCCCAGCGCCCAGGGCUCCCCGCAGCCCGGGGCCUCUUCAUCUCAGUUCUCUACCUCAGGCGGGCCCUGGGCCCCGCAGCUCAGGGCGGGCGAAGAGCCAGCCCCCGGCCCCUCCGCCCCCGGCCCGCCGUCCCCGCCGCCGCCCCCGCCGCCCCCCGCCCGCUCCGAGUCUGAGGUGCUAGAGGAGAUCAGCCGAGCUUGUGAGACCCUGGUGGAGCGGGUGGGCAGGGGCACCGUGGACCCCGUGGACCCGGUGGAUCCGGCCGACCCGGCGGACAGCGGGACAGAACGCCUGCUGCCUUCUUCUGCCCUGGCCAAGGAGGAGGGCGGCGGGGCGGCGGGGCCGGGCGGCAGCAAGCGGCGGCAGAAGGAGCAGCAGAAGGAACACCGGCGGCACCGGCGCGUUUGCAAGGACGGUGUGGGCCGCAGGCCGCGCGAGGGCCGGGCCAAGGCCAAGACCAAGGCCCCCAAGGAAAAGAGCCGAAGGGUGCUGGGGAACUUGGACCUGCAGAGUGAGGAGAUCCAGGGGCGCGAGAAGGCCCGGCCUGAUGUCGGGGGGACCUCCAAGGUCAAACAACCCUCAGCUCCAGCCCCCACAUCGGCUCCUGCGACUCCUGCCCAGCCUGCUCCCCCGUCAGCCCCUGUGCCUGGGAAGAAGGCUCGAGAAGAGGCCCCAGGGCCCCCGGGCGUCAGCAGGGCUGACAUGCUGAAGCUGCGCUCACUUAGUGAGGGGCCCCCAAAGGAGCUGAAGAUCCGCCUCAUUAAGGUGGAGAGUGGCGACAAGGAGACCUUCAUCGCCUCGGAGGUGGAGGAGCGGCGGCUGCGCAUGGCAGACCUCACCAUUAGCCACUGUGCUGCCGAUGUUGUGCGUGCCAGCAAGAAUGCCAAGGUGAAAGGAAAGUUUCGAGAGUCCUACCUUUCCCCUGCUCAGUCUGUGAAACCGAAGAUCAACACUGAGGAGAAGCUGCCCAGGGAGAAACUUAACCCUCCAACACCCAGCAUCUAUCUGGAGAGUAAACGAGAUGCCUUCUCACCAGUGCUGCUGCAGUUCUGUACAGACCCUCGGAAUCCUAUCACUGUCAUCCGGGGCCUGGCAGGCUCCCUAAGGCUCAACCUAGGCCUCUUCUCUACCAAGACGCUGGUGGAGGCAAGUGGGGAGCACACUGUGGAGGUGCGCACCCAGGUGCAACAGCCCUCGGACGAGAACUGGGACUUGACUGGCACCCGACAGAUCUGGCCCUGUGAGAGCUCCCGUUCCCAUACCACCAUUGCCAAGUAUGCGCAGUACCAGGCCUCAUCCUUCCAGGAGUCACUGCAGGAGGAGAAGGAGAGUGAGGAUGAGGAGUCAGAGGAGCCAGACAGCACCACAGGAACCCCUCCUAGCAGCAGUGCGCCAGACCCAAAGAACCAUCACAUCAUCAAGUUUGGCACCAACAUCGACCUGUCUGAUGCCAAGCGAUGGAAGCCCCAACUCCAGGAGCUGCUGAAACUGCCUGCCUUCAUGCGGGUCACUUCCACCGGCAAUAUGCUCAGCCAUGUAGGCCAUACUAUCCUGGGCAUGAACACUGUCCAGCUAUACAUGAAGGUCCCUGGCAGCAGAACGCCAGGCCACCAAGAGAACAACAACUUUUGCUCAGUCAACAUCAAUAUUGGCCCUGGGGACUGUGAAUGGUUUGCUGUGCACGAGCACUACUGGGAGACCAUCAGCGCCUUCUGCGAUCGGCAUGGUGUGGACUACUUAACUGGUUCCUGGUGGCCAAUUCUGGAUGACCUCUACGCUUCCAAUAUCCCUGUGUACCGCUUUGUGCAGCGCCCUGGAGAUCUGGUGUGGAUUAAUGCGGGGACUGUGCACUGGGUGCAGGCCACUGGCUGGUGCAACAACAUUGCUUGGAACGUCGGGCCCCUCACCGCCUAUCAGUACCAGCUGGCCCUGGAGCGGUAUGAGUGGAACGAGGUGAAGAAUGUCAAAUCCAUCGUGCCCAUGAUUCAUGUGUCCUGGAACGUGGCUCGAACCGUCAAAAUCAGCGACCCCGACCUGUUCAAGAUGAUCAAGUUCUGUCUCCUGCAGUCCAUGAAGCAUUGUCAGGUGCAGCGGGAGAGCCUGGUUCGGGCAGGGAAGAAAAUCGCUUACCAGGGCCGCGUCAAGGAUGAGCCUGCCUACUAUUGCAACGAGUGCGACGUGGAGGUGUUCAACAUCCUGUUCGUGACCAGUGAGAACGGCAGCCGCAACACGUACCUGGUGCACUGCGAGGGCUGCGCGCGGCGUCGCAGCGCGGGGCUGCAGGGCGUGGUGGUGCUGGAGCAGUACCGCACGGAGGAGCUGGCGCAGGCCUACGACGCCUUCACCCUGGCCCCGGCCAGCUCGUCGCGAUGAGAGCGGAUGCCCCGCCCGCCCUCCCGCGUCGGGCGCCGCGGGGCCACCAGCACACGCCUGGGCUGGACCUGGGUCCGCCUCGGGCUGGGAAGGGCCGCCGGCCCCUCCACCGUAUUGGCAGCUCCCCUCACCUAAUUUAUUAAGAAUUUUU